This is a messenger RNA of Amborella trichopoda, 3763 nucleotides long. The record is from RefSeq and is a predicted model, not a curated record. NCBI's taxonomy places the organism in Eukaryota, Viridiplantae, Streptophyta, Magnoliopsida, Amborellales, Amborellaceae.
CAAUUUUCUCUCAAACUCUGUCCAAUUCUUUCUCUCUCUCUCUAUCUGUCAUUCUAAUUCUCUCUCUCUAUGUCUCAACUUUUGGGAUUAUUUUAAUGAAUUACACUACAUCACAGUUCAUCUCUGGGGCCAUUACUUGUGUUAAUGAUAAGCACGCCUGGGACUCAUCAUUCCUUUGAUCUUUCCUUCCUCUCUCUCUCUCUUUCUCUAUCUUACGAGGAUUUUUUACCCCUCUUCGCCUUUUCUCGCUCCUGUUCUCAAGCAUUGAUUUCUAGGGUUUCUUCCACGAGAUUCUUUCUCGCUUUAGUCAUCGUCGCCUGCAAGAGAGUGUAAGGGCAAUUCUGCUCCUAUCUAUAACGCUGGAUUGAAUAUCUAUAACGCUAGAUUGAACGGUAGUACCUUUCUGCAGCCAAGUGUAACCAUGGCUGUUUCCAUGAGGGAUUUGGAUUCUGCUUUUCAAGGAGCUGGACAAAAGGCUGGAUUGGAAAUAUGGCGCAUCGAGAAUUUUCGACCCGUACCCGUUCCAAAGUCAUCUUAUGGGAAAUUUUUCACUGGAGACUCAUACAUCAUUUUAAAGACAACAGCUUUAAAGACUGGGGCUUUUCGUUAUGACAUCCAUUAUUGGCUUGGUAAAGAUACAAGCCAGGAUGAAGCUGGUGCUGCUGCCAUUAAAACUGUAGAGUUGGAUGCAGCAUUGGGGGGGCGUGCAGUUCAAUAUCGGGAGGUACAAGGUCAUGAAACAGAAAAAUUUCUUUCAUAUUUUAAACCUUGCAUAAUUCCUCAAGAAGGUGGGGUGGCUUCUGGAUUUAAACAUGCCGAAGUUGAGGAGCACAAGACCCGCAUGUUUGUUUGCAAAGGAAAACAUGUUGUUCAUGUAAAAGAGGUUCCAUUUGCUCGGUCAUCCCUGAAUCAUGAUGAUAUAUUCAUUUUGGAUACCAAGUCCAAAAUAUUUCAGUUCAAUGGAUCCAAUUCCUCUAUUCAAGAGAGGGCUAAAGCCCUUGAAGUUGUCCAAUACAUCAAAGACACAUAUCAUGAUGGGAAAUGCGAGAUAGCUGCUAUCGAGGAUGGUAAGUUAAUGGCGGAUGCUGAAACGGGAGAAUUUUGGGGUUUCUUUGGUGGAUUUGCUCCUCUUCCAAGAAAGACAACUUCAGAGGAAGACAAUAGUGCUGCAACAAUUCCUACAAAGUUACUGCGUGUAGUGAAAGGGCAAGCAGUGCCCUUUGAGACCAAUGCCUUGAAAAGAGAAUUACUGGACACAAACAGCUGCUACGUUCUUGAUUGCGGGUUGGAAGUUUUUGUAUGGAUGGGAAGAAAUACAUCUCUAGAUGAAAGAAAAAGUGCAAGCGCAGCUGCGGAAGAACUGGUUGCUGGUCCUAGUCGGCCAAAAGCUCACAUAAUUCGUGUUAUUGAGGGAUUUGAGACUGUCAUGUUUCGAUCAAAAUUUGAUUCAUGGCCUUCGACGACAGAUGUGACUGUUUCUGAGGAUGGUAGAGGCAAAGUUGCAGCUCUUCUGAAACGUCAAGGAUUUAAUGUCAAGGGCCUCCUGAAAGCUGCUCCAGUAAAAGAAGAACAACAACCAUUUAUUGAUUGCACUGGAAACUUACAGGUUUGGCGCAUAGAUGGUCAAGACAAAACUCUUAUACCACCAAAUGAACAGUCAAAAUUUUAUAGUGGUGAUUGCUAUAUGUUUCAAUACACAUAUCCUGGGGAAGAUAAAGAAGAAUAUCUUAUAGGUACCUGGUUUGGGAGGCAGAGCAUUGAGGAUGAGAGAGGUGCAGCGAUUACAUUGGUAAAUAAGAUGGCAGAAUCCUUGAAGGGGCAGGCUGUUCAGGCUCGGAUAUAUGAAGGCAAAGAACCUAUCCAAUUCUUCUCAAUUUUCCAGAGCUUCAUCGUGUUUAAGGGUGGCAUUAGUUCUGGUUAUAAGAAAUACAUAUCAGAAAAUGGGAUUGCUGAUGAUACUUACACUGAAGAUGGGCUUGCACUUUUCAGAGUGCAAGGUUCUGGACCAGAUAAUAUGCAAGCUAUUCAAGUAGAUCCGGUGGGGACAUCCUUGAAUUCUUCUUAUUGCUACAUAUUACUAUCAGGCACGACUGUAUUUACGUGGUCCGGAAACCUUACUACUUCUGAAGACCAUGAGCUUAUUGAGAGGCAACUGGAUCUGAUAAAGCCUAAUGUCCAGUCCAAACCACAAAAAGAAGGUUCAGAGUCUGAACAGUUCUGGAAUUUACUUGGUGGUAAAUGUGAAUACCCAAGUCACAAGUUGGCUAAGGAAGCUGAAAGUGAUCCACACCUGUUCUCUUGCGCCUUUUCAAAAGGCAGUUUAAAGUUGACAGAGAUAUUCAACUUUUCCCAAGAUGAUUUGAUGACUGAGGACAUAUUUGUUCUGGAUUGUCACUCUGAGAUCUUUGUUUGGAUCGGGCAGCAAGUGGAUUCGAAGAGUAAAAUGCAAGCUUUGACUAUUGGGGAAAAAUUUCUUGAGCAAGAUUUUCUCUUAGAGAAAUUAUCUAGAGAAACUCCAAUAUAUGUUGUCAUGGAGGGAACUGAACCAUCCUUCCUCACACGCUUCUUCAUUUGGGAUUCUGCAAAGUCAACGAUGCAUGGGAACUCAUUCCAGAGGAAGCUUGCUAUUGUGAAGAAUGGAAUUAUGCCAACUGUGGAUAAGCCCAAGAGGCGCUCUUCAACAUCUUAUGGAGGAAGGUCAAGUGUACCUGACAAAUCCCAACGAUCGAGAAGCAUGUCAUUUAGCCCUGAUCGUGUGCGUGUGAGAGGCAGGUCUCCUGCCUUCAAUGCUCUCGCUGCCAAUUUUGAGAACUCUAAUGCAAGAAACCUCUCGACUCCACCCCCAGUUGUGAGGAAACUAUAUCCAAAAUCAGUGACCCCUGAUUCAAUAAAACUGGCCCCAAGAUCAACAGCGAUUGCAGCCCUCACCACCACAUUUGACCAACCUCAACAAAGUACACCAUCACGAACUCCUCCGAAAGAGCCGAGUCCCAAGACACCGAAAACGCCCUCCGAGUUGAAUGGCAAAGAGAACUCCAAUUCGAUGAGCAGUAGGAUUGAAGCUCUUACAAUACAGGAAGAUGUUAAAGAGGGAGAGGCUGAAGACGAAGAGGGGCUCCCUAUGUACCCUUACGAGCGCCUAAAAAUAAAUUCUCCUGAACCUGUUUCAGAUAUUGAUGUUACAAAGCGAGAGACAUACCUUUCUUCUGCAGAAUUCAGGGAGAAAUUCGGCAUGACUAAAGAAGGCUUCUACAAGUUACCUAAAUGGAAACAAAACAAGCAAAAGAUGGCUCUUCAUCUAUUCUAGAGUUUCAACAAAGAUGCUUGCUUUUGUAAACCAAAUUCAGAAUCAGGAUGAUCUUUUUAUGCAAAAACUAGGUGAUUUGCACUUCGAUUUAAACGGGACUAUGCCAGUGUUUUUUGUGCUGUUUCCCGAAAAUCAGUUGAUACCACCCGGUCUUGACUCAUUCUUCUUUUAUUUUGUUUGAUUAUCAAGCUUUCUUUCUUAAUCAGCUGCUUGGCAUUCUUUGUGGCCACAGGUUUGUUGUGAGGUUGUAUUUUUUUUCUCUUUUUUCUCAUCCUUAUUUCUUGCCUUCAUUGAUUGGUUUUGAGGUUCAUAGACAAGAAAAUGGGAAAUUGCAGACUGAAUAGGUUUGUUUUUGGUAGUGUUGAGAAGGGAAGUGUGUACAGCUGAGUGUAAAACAUUGGGGUGCCAAACAAGUCCAUUUCUUGUUUGUUUCAGUAAUAAAAGUCUGAUUCUUUU